UGUUGCCUUACAGUCCAAAAACGUGCUUGGUUAUUUACUGUCCUGUCUUUAACUCCAUUGAACCCAUUUGAACCUAUACAAAAUUUUUCAUUGACAUGGUAAGAUGAACUAAACUUAUUGUGUUCGGCCCUCUGUUGCGGUACAGUCGUAUUCUCUGAGAACAGCUAAAAGACCAUGUAAACCUGCUUUUCAACCUCAAAUGUCAGGACAGGAGAAAUUAAUGUGUGCAGGAGCAACAGAGCCCCCUAGAGUCAUUAAGCGGGACGUAGCGAAAAGGUUCAUUCCGAAAUAAAAAUAAUAAUAAUAAAAAACUGCCAAAAAAUGUUAACAUUUAUGUCCAAAAGUCAUAAAUGUUUGUAAUAAUGAAAAUAUUUUUGGUGAUUCUUAAGGGGGGGGGAAAAAACCCGGCGAAUUACCCGGAUGUGAACGUCAGGUGUCGGAAACUGUCAGGAGCAGGUUGCACGUGCGGACUGAACAUGAGCAGCAGGCCAGCGGAGACGCAGAGGCCUGAUGAAGGGACGAAAUCAUUUUUACACACUCCACAUUUGUGCUUGGUUUUAGCAGCUAAGCACACCCAGACAGCAGGACCCACAGCAGCUGCUGGAGGAAGGUUGGACCGGUAGCUAAACGGACGGAGCUCAACUCACGGCAAGAGGGAGGAAAGUUCUGGAUCCGCGCUGUUGACCAGCCGGUGUGUCCGUCCGGUUUCACAUUCUGCGCCCCCCUCAAUACCUAGGUUUUUUUUUUUUUUUUUUGUAAAGGUGGUUUCUUAGUUUGGUUCUGUUUGGAGAGUUUGACCAUGGCGGACUACCUGAUCAGCGGGGAGACCAGUUACGUACCGGAGGACGGGCUGACGGGACAGCAGCUGUUCAACUGUGGAGACGGCCUCACAUACAAUGACUUCCUGAUUUUACCUGGCUACAUCGACUUUACGGCUGAACAAGUGGACUUGACAUCAGCGCUCACCAAACGGAUCACCAUGAAGACACCGUUCGUCUCGUCCCCGAUGGACACAGUAACAGAGGCCAACAUGGCCAUCGCCAUGGCGUUAACGGGGGGCAUCGGCUUCAUCCACCACAACUGUACUCCAGAGUUCCAGGCUAAUGAAGUUCGCAAAGUCAAGCGGUACGAGCAGGGCUUCAUCACAGACCCUGUGGUGAUGAGCCCCCAAGAGCGAGUGCGAGACGUCUUCCAAGCCAAGGCGCGCCACGGCUUCUGUGGCAUCCCCAUUACAGACAACGGCAAGAUGGGCGGCAAGCUGGUGGGAAUCAUCUCGUCCAGAGAUAUCGAUUUCCUGAAAGAGGACGACCACAACCUGCCACUAAGUGAGGUGAUGACUAGGGAGGAGGAUUUAGUAGUUGCUCCAGCUGGAGUGACGUUGAAAGAAGCCAAUGAAAUCCUCCAGAGGAGCAAGAAAGGUAAACUUCCCAUCGUGAAUAAGGAGGGCUCCCUGGUGGCCAUCAUUGCGCGUACAGACUUGAAGAAGAACCGGGACUUCCCUCUGGCCUCCAAAGACUCCCGGAAGCAGCUGCUGUGUGGCGCCGCCAUCGGAACCCACAAUGACGACAAGUACAGACUGGACCUGCUGGUGCAGAGCGGCGUGGACGUGGUCGUACUGGACUCGUCUCAGGGCAACUCCGUCUUCCAGAUCAACAUGAUCAAAUACAUUAAAGAAAAGUACCCCAGCUUACAAGUUAUUGGAGGCAAUGUGGUGACUGCGGCUCAGGCCAAGAACCUCAUUGAUGCAGGCGUGGAUGCCCUGAGAGUGGGGAUGGGCAGCGGCUCCAUCUGCAUCACACAGGAAGUGCUGGCGUGCGGCAGACCCCAGGCCACAGCCGUUUAUAAAGUUUCCGAGUACGCCAGACGUUUCUGUGUGCCCGUCAUUGCUGACGGUGGCAUUCAGACUGUUGGGCACAUCGCCAAAGCCCUGGCUCUGGGAGCAUCAACAGUGAUGAUGGGUUCUCUGCUGGCUGCCACCAGCGAAGCUCCUGGUGAAUAUUUCUUUUCCGACGGGAUUCGGUUGAAGAAAUACCGCGGCAUGGGCUCCCUGGACGCCAUGGACAAAAACCUCGGCUCCCAAAACAGAUACUUCAGCGAGAGCGACAAGAUUAAAGUUGCUCAAGGCGUUUCUGGAGCUGUGCAGGACAAAGGCUCCAUCCACAAGUUUGUCCCCUACAUACUGGCUGGCACUCAGCACUCCUGUCAAGACAUCGGCGCCAAAAGCCUCACCCAGCUCAGAGCCCUGAUGUACUCUGGAGAGCUGAAAUUUGAAAAGAGAACAUCAUCAGCUCAGAUAGAGGGCGGAGUCCACAGUCUGCACAGUUACGAAAAACGUCUGUUUUGAGAGGAGCGGCGCGUUCAAGUGGAGAAUCAAGUCCGGCGGAUGACACUACAACCUCUUCCAAGACCUGCUUAGAAUCCUGCAGCCGACUUCAGAUUACACUAAAUCACUACUCUUCCAGAGAUCCAUUAGUCUUCCUUUCAGUGUCAUCUAUGCAUUGUAGGGUGUGUGUGUGUGUGUGUAAUGGAGAAUGUUGCGAAAUUAGCUUUUAUUAAUAGGUGCAUGCAUGAGUUGAAUGAGGAGGGAAGUUCACUCCUAUUGUGAUAUCUCCAUGUUUGUCCAUUUUAAAGCAAAAAAAAAAAAUUAAAGGCCUCAUUGUUUUUCACA
Molecule: messenger RNA, 2668 nt
Organism: Xiphophorus hellerii (green swordtail)
Lineage: Eukaryota; Metazoa; Chordata; Actinopteri; Cyprinodontiformes; Poeciliidae
Gene: impdh2
Product: IMP (inosine 5'-monophosphate) dehydrogenase 2
Exons: 14
Coding region: 800-2344 (514 amino acids)
Biological process (GO): GTP biosynthetic process
Cellular component (GO): cytoplasm
Molecular function (GO): IMP dehydrogenase activity
Source: RefSeq, a predicted model, not a curated record